GGGAGGUCAAUGUGUCCUUCCACUACCACACGUGUUAUCUGUCAGCCGGAAAAGCGUACUGUAGGGGAGCUAGUUGCCGGUUGUCUUUUAGUCGUGCACACAUUACUUUUGUAGUAACGCUGCUUCUUAUAUAUAAUCAUGUUAAAGUCACUUUGCCGUGCUGUCGGAACGGCUGUUCGAAUUUCCACAAUAACGACUUCCACCAGCCGAGCUCUACCACUCUCCACCACGACGCUAUGCACCCCAAGUUCGGCAACGAGCCGGCCUUUUACCCGGUCUCUGUGGAUGAUGAAUAACAAGGGAGCCUCUUCUGGAUAUCGGCCCAAACUAUUCAGCUCCAGAGUAUUGAGUCCAUCUGUGUCCUGUGGAUGUGGAGCACUUCAUACAGAAGGCGACAAGGCAUUUGGCGAUUUUUUGUCGGAUGAAAUCAAAGAGGAGAGGAAAAUCCAGAAAAGCAAAACCCUUCCUAAAAUGUCCGGUGGAUGGGAGCUGGAGUCGAACGGAGCAGAGGUCAAACUUAGCAGGAGUGUGUCUGGAGAAAAGAUCAUUGUGACAUUCAACGUGAACAACAGCAUUCCCCCGAACUUCGAGGAGGAGGCUGAGACAGGGCAACAGCAGCAGAAGGGGGAGGAGGAGCAAGAUAUUGUGUCUACGCCAAACUUUGUUGUGGAAGUAACGAAACAAGAGGCAGCAAAGACUUCCUUGGUGUUUGACUGCCACUUCCCCGAAGAUGAGAUUGCUCACGGGGAGGGCGAGGAGGAGAGUGACAUUUUUGCCAUCCGUGAGGUCAGUUUUCAGCCCGAGGGAGACGCCGAUUGGAAAGAGACCAGCUACACCCUCAGCACAGAUUCUCUGGACUGGGCCCUCUACGACCACCUCAUGGACUUCCUGGCCGACAGGGGAGUGGACAACACGUUUGCCGAUGAGUUGAUGGAGCUCAGCACUGCCAUGGAGCAUCAGGAGUACAUCAAGUUCUUGGAAGACCUCGGUAGCUUCGUAAAAUGCAAAUAAUUGAUUGGAAAGAAACAACCUGAUGCUCCUGAAAUGGCCGUCUGUCGCACUAGUGUCUGACUGCGUCACCCGUCUGCAACUGUUCCUGUGAUGUGUUUGUUCUUGCCUGUAAGGCAAUUGAAGUUUGUAUUUGAGAGCCAUGUAAAUAUUUAAGUUGGUAAAAUGUUAAAAAUGAAGCUUAGCUUUAUUUUAGGACGCGUGUUAUUUCUAGGGUCUCGGACAGUGCAUACACAUUUAUAGGAACACAACUUUUGUAAUCCUUAAAGAAAAGCAGAGAUCACGUUGGUUAAGAUGUAAAAACAUCCCAUUUAGUUCCCACUUCUUCUGUUUACAUUGCCCUGUAGUCCAGGUUUUACAGUGUAUUCACAUCAAUAGUAAUAACAUCUCUUCAUGCUAUGUGUUCCUUUGGAAAUGAUUGGGCUUUCUUGGACCGUAUAUAGAGAUGACACAACUUCUAUCUGAUUGGUCUCUGUCCAGAAAACAAAUGAGAUCUGUCUAAUAAAAAAUAUUUCAUAUAGA
Gadus morhua (Atlantic cod) is the source of this 1530-nucleotide messenger RNA. RefSeq names its product complement component 1, q subcomponent binding protein (gene c1qbp). Gene Ontology annotation, biological process: cytosolic ribosome assembly. The transcript has 6 exons. The record is from RefSeq and is a predicted model, not a curated record. Lineage: Eukaryota; Metazoa; Chordata; Actinopteri; Gadiformes; Gadidae. Bases 139 to 1011 code for a protein of 290 amino acids. Gene Ontology annotation, cellular component: mitochondrial matrix.